AUGGCCAACCAUUCAUCAUCAUCAUCGACUGCUGGUCCGAGCUGGCAGCAGAAUCCCAGUUCAGCCGCCUUCGCAUCGACGAGCUACACACACAACAACGACCAUCGCAACUUCGUUCGCUCCUCGCCGCCUCGCAAAGACGAUCCUGCCUAUGCUACCCACACACCCCUACGCUCACACAACGACCCACACGCUUCGCAGCCCUUCCAGAGAAUCUACCUUGGACCUUCACCCGUGCCCAGUAGCCAGGCGGCAGAGGUCGCCCGGGCUAUCAAGGAGGACGCAGAGGUCAAGGAGCCAAUCGGAUUCGCCAUUGCUGGUAGGAAGGGCUUCGUCUGGGUCAAGCCUCCGCCAGAAGACAGUGAGAGCGAGGUUGAAGUACCCAGGGGCAAAGCUCGACCACCGCCUCUUGAUGCUGCUGCGCUUGGGGGUGUAAAAGUCCCUCGCAAGGCCAGAUCCUUCUCGUCAGCAUUCGGGGCGGGGGCGUCUCUCAGCCCACUGCCCAAGAUCAAGGGUCUCAGGCGACAUGCAUCACAGGCGAGCACCACGUCCUUUGCUUCGGCUCAGUCUUCCUUUCCUGCAUUUGCUCCGACUCCCACAGCGAUGGAUCCAAUUCUCAUGAAUGGGAUACGCAGGACGGGUUCAGAGGGUGGGAAGACUGUUCCACUUCGGAGGGACUUGUCCGCCAUGGGCCGGCUGGAAGGUAGGAGAGAGGCUCUAGGUGAUCAAACCUCACCGCGUUCUAAACCACGCCAGCUCUCUUUCAACGUUCGAGAUUAUGCUGAGGACAUGAGGAGGGGUGGAUCAGAAGGGGGCUCGACGGGAGUUAGAGGAGGGUACCCGCCUGCCCUCAGUAUCAACACCUACGACACCUCAAAGACUCUGUCGGGGUCCUAUGACACGGCUCAACAGCGAUCUGCUACUUCUGGCGAACUCACUAGCGCGGGGACAGCUGUAUCAGGUCACGACGCUAUUGAUUGGUCAACCGACGAGGAUGAAGAAGGCGGGGCAGCGCCUUCCAGAACGGGUGCUGACUCUACGCCUGCCAGGAAUAGGGGUCGGCAGCAGACCCAGAGAUCACCAGGUACGAACCAGCCCACCAAGGGGUCAGUCUUCGGGUCUCCCGAAACGAAGCAGUCGCGCACGCCUCGCCCGGCACCCAGUACCCACUUUGACACUGCCGAGCUGGAGCGUACUCGGCAGGCUUCAAACCUCGCUUCGGGUCCCAGCACUCGGGUUCACUCGCGAGCUCAGACUCGUAGUAGACAAAGACAUGGUCGAGACGUCUCUCGUCAAUCUCGUCUUAGCAUGUUCUCUUCCAAUACCCUCGACUCCGUCGGUACCCGGCUCACCGAGGGUGCCUUCGGCGCCUCGGGCGGAUUUCGAGCUAGAAUCAUGAGGGCCUUCAAGCCUGCUCUUCACAAGCAUGAGACCCCUUCCUCGCGACAUCGCCAUCACCACGCGAGCGCAGAUGGCGAAAGUCACACUCGUCACUGGAAAGCGGGCGUUGCGCCUGGCAAGGUGGGGACCAGCGCGGGGGGCACCAAGUGGGUUGGGCAAAGCUACCACAUUGGAGCUAGAUUCUGGGAAGUUCUAGAAUCCGCCAGGGGCGAGAAUGAGAGGCGCGCCAGCGUCGCUGCCGAUGCGAGUCGAGACGAGGUGAUCCCUGAGGAGCCGGAGCCGCCGCCGGAACGGUCAAGCAGGCGAGAUAAGCAGAAGAGCUCCUCGGGCAGUACUUCUGGCAAGCAAAUGUCUCUCAGUCCUGCUGCCGUGCUCACGGCAUUUGCUCGGGACGCCGAGGGGGCACAAGAAGAGAGACGAGAGACGGACAGAGUGGGUAGGUCCUCGCGUCCCGUCCUCCCAGUUCAGACAUCUCUCCUACCGAAUGGCGAAGGACAAAUUGUCGCGUCGCCUGUAGAGGCUCGCUCGCCGAUUAAUGGCAAUGCCAAGUUGCCUACAAACAGGCCUCGUCUAGGCAGCAAGCCCUCAAUAGCCUCCAUGGCUCCCGAGGCACUCGAGGGUACCGAUGCGCAGAUCGAAGCCAGGACCGGGUGGGCGGACAUUGUCUCGCUUAUGUCGACGGCGCAACGUCGCUCGGGACCACCUUCGCAGCCACAUUCAAAAGCUGCUACUGUAGCUGCUGCUUCCGGUCAGCAGAAUGGUACAACCCACCCCGGCCAAGAAGGAGAUAAUGCAGGCAAGCUAAAAGAUCCCGAUACCUCAAAAGGAUCGCCUGUCUCGAGCUGGCGGGCCCCACCGAUGUUCAGAUCAGACACGUCAAAGUCAUCGCAGAGCGGCAGAUCCAUCUUCUACACACCCCUGGCCACUCCGGGUGCGGCCUCGGCGAGGAAUCCGAGUCCAGAAAGAAGAAGGGAAGCGAAAGGGAGGGAUUAUUUUGCGAGUCAGAAAGCAUUGCUGGACAAGCAGGCCGCAGAGGCGCGUCAGACGGAGGAGAGGGAAGCGGAGAAGCGACGAACAGGGGAGGAGGAGCAAGUUGAGCAGACUACGGGAGACGAUGGAGCGGAAGAACCACCGCUUCGACGCCUCACUCUCAGCGAGGUGCUCACACACCCUGAGCCUCCUCUAGCUGCCGAUGAGAAGUUUCCAGAGGCUGUACACGAGCUCCUGCGCAGGGCCUCUAAUGGGGGACUGUCUCCGCACAAUGUCACCUCAGAUGCUGCCAGUGACCACAUGGUCGCUGCAAGACCGACGACUCCUCUGGCCAAAGUCACUGAGCUGCCUCACAUCGCCAGCCCAGGCAAGCUCUCUAAUUUGAGCUCUCCACCUUCUGCCUCGCCUCGCUACCUCGGAGAAGGCGGAACGGUCGAUCGGAUGAACUCUCUGACCACUAGUGAGACGCCACUCCUCAAAAACAAGGCGUCGAACAACAGCGUCGUCAUCCAUGACAUACCUGAGCAGCGGAACGGUGUCGCUCGUAACGGGUCUGAGAAGAAGAAGACGCCCGCUCGCAAGAAGACGGUCAAGUUUGACAAGGGAGACGGCAUCAAUAGACCUUUGAUGAUUGGACGCAGUCUCUCGGCGUCUUUGCUGCCCUCUGCUUCGGCUGGGAAGAAAAACGGUGGCCUGACACCACCGGCCGGAACACUGAGUCCGUCUGGUGACGGAUUGCCCGUGCCGGCUGAGGUCGUCUUGUCUCGUUCUCACUCCACUUCUCGCACCUCUCCUGCGUCGGAGAUGGGCGAAGACGCUUCUGUUGCGUCAGAGGAGGAGUUCAUCACUCGUCGCUCUAUCCUGCGGCGAGAUCGAAUGCUCGUCAGGAACGAUUGGACGCCCUCCGAGACGGUUCCACAAGACGUAGACGAAAUGUCAAUUCGCGGCCUCGUUGUCCACCCUGGCAUCUGGCGACAGUAUGUAGUCGUCCUUCGUCCCAGGCGUCUCGAGCUAUGGUCCGACCCCACCACGGCCAGUAAGCUGCUGGGUCAUAAGACUCGACUGCACCUCGCCUUUGUCGUUCCUCUCAUCAAGGGGUCAACGCACCUCUCGGUGUUUUCGCAAUCAGACCGCCUCUUCUGCCUUACCUAUGCGCAGAGCAUCGCCGCCACGCACGUUUCGGGUGGCGGGCAGUACAAGGUAUUAAAUCUGCGGAAGUCUGGUACGAACAUCCUCCUCUUUGAUGCUCGAUCUUUGUCGGUCAGUGCUGACUGGAUCUGGGACAUCUGGAGAGAGGUGGGAGGUACGAUCCCGGAGGCCCUCGAGGUCCAUUUGCCCAUGCUUGACUUCAAGAUCAAGUUCCCCAUUCCUGACGAGAUGCCUUGCGUCGAUCCUGACCAAGAUGAUGAAGUUCUCCUCAAUGGCAGUAAAGCUCUCGCUUUGCGUCCGCCCAUCGAGGGAGAUCAGGCACGAGCGCGCCGACUCAACGGCGGCGGUGAAGGCUUCAUGAUGAUGAGUCGACAUCGCAUCAUCUCUCAAAUCCUCAAUAUCAUGCACCAACAGCAUGAAUGGGAGCAGCCACUUCGCACGGCGCUCGAGCGGGGUCUGAAGUUCGAAUUGGCCUGGCGAAGAGGAUCCAGUCUGGACUGGAUAAUCAAUGACGAGACGCUAGAUGGCAAUGCUCGCUUCUGGUCGGUGAUCUGUGGUUCGAUCCUCAAAGAAGCCAGGAAGCCUGCCAUCCUCGAGUUCAGGGCUGCAGAUCACUAUCCGUCUGCCGUUCUUCUGCCGAAUGGCGAGAAGCUCGUUGAGCCCCCGAGUAUCGAGGGCUAUGUCUGGCGAGUCAAGCCAGUCUCGGGCACGCUGACGAGGAUGUACCUCACGACGCAUUCAUCGCACUGCUUUGUCAGUCGACCGAGUCGAGCGUACGGCCCCGAGCGACAUCUUGCCUUCGGCAACGACGCUGCGAAUUUAGGAGAGGACGAUACGCUGCCCGUGCCUCCAUCCCGAGUCAGCACGGCUAUGGACAGUCUAUCCAGGAGCGCGAGUCAGCAGGGACGACGGGCCAACACGAGAAGCGAGUCGAUGACUGUCCCGAAGCACAAGAUCCUCGAAGACAUCGACACGAUUGCUGACACUCCAGAGGCGCUGCAAGACCAAGUCGAUGCCUUCAGAGCCUUUGAGAAGCGACGCCAGCUGAACCAAAUUUCGCAGUCUGAUGGCUACAUUGACCUCAAGGACAUCAUGCUUAUCCGAUAUCUGGGACGCAACGAAGACGAAGUCGAAGUCAAGAAGCCAGACAUUGAGAAGCCGAUCAAGAUGCCCAUGCCGACGGCGAUACCCGAGGAGCACGUACCGAAUGAAGAAGGUGAAGAUCUGGAGGAGAUAGACAUCGGAGGUGAGGAGGGUCUGAAUCGAGCCGCUGACCGCAACGCUCAGCGCCGAGGACGCCAAUUCGAAGUGGUCAUGUCCAACGGUCGGAUGACCCGCUUCGAAGCCUACUCCAAGUCAGUCGCCAAGGAAUGGGUGGCUCGCGUCCACGAUCUGUCCGUCUACUGGAAGCGAAGAGAGAAGGUAGACGCCCUCGAGCUGAUGGAGGCGAGCGGGUACGAUCGCAACUUGAUUCGGAAGAGGAUGAACGAAGGUCACUCCCUCGACCGCAUCAUGCACUCCAUCACCGACGGCAACAUCAACACUGGCCUUCUCGGCACCAUUUGGAAUUGGUGUGCGGUCCUUGGCUGUCGGGGCAUCAUCCGUUGUGGUCAGCUCUUCACCAAGCCCCGCGCAUUCGCCCCCUACCAAUCGCGGUAUUACAUCCUCAUCGCCGGAAGACUGCUGCGCUACAAGCUCCUGGUCUCAACGCGCACGGCGCGAUCGAGACAGAAUGCGGGCAUCUUUCACAAGCGCACCGAUACGGUCAUCCAUCUGCGGGAUGCCUACCUCUGGAGUGGUCGACUGGCCGAUGAUAUGCUUGCUCACACGCGCAGUGAAGGCGCUGGCUCGAUGGGCAACUUUGCCUCUGGCGGCGCUGCGAACACUGGAGGUGAGCAGGGCAGGCACAAGUUGCCGAGGAUCUACGCAGACGGUCUGCUGAGCACGGACGAGGACGAGGACUGCACAUUUGUCAUCCGCUACAGGCCGCAGCGGGUGAAUGCCCCUCCUGCCCACGAGGGACAAAAUGUCGACAAGAGCACAUCGGCUGGCAUGAGGGGUAAGGCGCCCGCCGGCACGAGUGCAGGCCCUGCAGCUGCUCAUGGCGUCUUGCACUCGGCGGCCACGCGGGAUGCAAGACGGGUGAGCACAAUGUCCGAGCAAUCCACCGUGGACAGUACCUCUGGAGUCGGUGGUAGUGGACCCUUCUCGCGGCAAAAUGCAGUGCCGAGGCUCGAUGAUGGGACGCACAACGACAUUGUACUGCGUGCACGGAGCAAGCUGGAGAGGGACUUGUGGGUACGAUGCAUCGGGUACGAGAUCGAGCGGUUGGCCAGAGAGGAUGUGCCGAGGGAGACGAGGAUCAAGGAGGCUGGUGAGACGCCUUACAGGGGUACUUGA
Messenger RNA from Microstroma glucosiphilum, 5940 nucleotides. RefSeq lists its product as hypothetical. The transcript has a single exon. Gene Ontology annotation, cellular component: prospore membrane. The record is from RefSeq and is a predicted model, not a curated record. Gene Ontology annotation, biological process: protein localization to prospore membrane; ascospore-type prospore membrane formation. Bases 1 to 5940 code for a protein of 1979 amino acids. NCBI's taxonomy places the organism in Eukaryota, Fungi, Basidiomycota, Exobasidiomycetes, Microstromatales, Microstromataceae.